Molecule: messenger RNA, 1248 nt
Organism: Aspergillus chevalieri
Lineage: Eukaryota; Fungi; Ascomycota; Eurotiomycetes; Eurotiales; Aspergillaceae
Exons: 2
Coding region: 1-1248 (415 amino acids)
Biological process (GO): transmembrane transport
Cellular component (GO): fungal-type vacuole membrane
Molecular function (GO): transmembrane transporter activity
Source: RefSeq, a predicted model, not a curated record
AUGACGGAUUCUGGUAAGGAUACCAAUCGCCAUUCUGAGAGAUUUUCGCCAGAGUUGAACCCCAAUGGCGGCCUCAUAGCUUGGUUGCAGGUCGUCGGGUCGUUCAUGGCCUUUUUGAAUACAUGGGGCAUCGUGAAUUCCUUUGGCGCGUUCCAAAGCUACUACAGCUCCGAGCUGCUCAGCGAUGUUUCCGACUCGAAUAUCUCAUGGAUCGGCUCUAUCCACGGCUUUCUGCUCUGUCUCACAGGCUUCUUGACCGGUCCGCUCUUCGAUGCCGGAUACGCUUAUUACCUUAUAUACAUUGGCUCGUUCCUUGUGGUAUUUGGCAUGUUUAUGGUCAGUUUGUGCACUCAGUACUGGCAGGUCAUGUUGGCGCAGGGUAUCUGCAUUGGUCUGGGCAGCGGGUGCCUAUUCAUUCCCAGUGUUGGUAUCAUUCCAACCUACUUUAGCACUCGUAAAGCGCUCGCGACGGGCCUUGCAGCCUCAGGAAGCAGUGUCGCCGGUGUUAUCUACCCUAUCGCCUUUACCCGUCUCCAGCAAAGUAUCGGUUUCCCAUGGGCCACACGAGCCAUUGCCUUCAUUAUGCUAGGCACCCUCUCGAUCACCAUCGCAACCUUCCGCGUGCGCAUUCUACCCCCCGAGCGACGACGCCUCUUUGACCCCCAAGCCCUUUGUGAUGUCCCUUUUAUGCUCUUCAAUGCGACCGCCUUCUUCACCUGCGUGGGCCUCUACGUCCCUUACUUCUACAUCUCUGACUACUCCACCAUCGUUGCCACCAUGUCCCCAUCCCUAGCCUUUUACACGGUCCCUAUUCUCAGCGCAGGCUCCGUCUUUGGCCGUAUUCUCCCCAACUUCUUCGCCGACAAAACUGGUCCCCUUAACAUGAUCGCCAUAUGCAUAUGUGCCGCUUUUAUUCUAGCGUACUGCUGGCUUGCAAUCGCUAAUACACCAGGUAUCAUCGUCUUCUGCGUGUUGUACGGGUUCUUCUCGGGGACGUUCGUGUCGCUGCAGGCAACGUCAGUUGUCACACUGUCGCCGAGUCUGGGAAUCUUCGGGACGAGAAUGGGAAUGAGCACGCUUUGUGCUGGAUUGGGGACGUUAGUUGGGAAUCCGGUUGCGGGCGCGAUUGUGGGAAAGGGGAGUUGGUUGGGGUUGAGGUUGUUUUGUGCUUGUGCUUUGGCAGUGGGGACGGUGUUUGUUGCUGGUGCGAGGGUGGUGAGGAGUCGGAGGCUGAUGGAUCAGGUGUAA